AUGGCAGAGAACGAGAACCUAAGACCUGCUUAUGAAGAUGAUCAACCUGGUGAAGACACUUAUAAAAGAGGUAACCAGUACAAAUGGACCAAAGCUCGUAAAUCUGAUCAUGAAGAUGCCAAAACUGACGAGAGUUCGGCAAAUAAGAGAGUUAAAUUAGAUGAACGCUCUUCUACACCAACAGACACAGCGCAAGCUGAAGAGUCGGAGACAAAAGAGAAAAGACUUCCAAAGAGAAAAGUUGCCGUCAUGGUUGGUUAUUGUGGAACCGGCUACCAUGGUAUGCAGUACAAUCCACCAACGCCAACCAUCGAGGCCGAACUUUUCAAGGCGUUUGUGGAAGCAGGCGCCAUUUCGCAGGCCAAUUCCACCGAUCUUAAGAAAAGUGGAUUCAUGAGAGCCGCUAGAACUGAUAAGGGUGUUCAUGCAGGAGGAAAUGUCAUUUCGUUAAAGCUAAUCAUCGAGGAUCCCGACAUCGUGUCAAAAAUCAACUCAAAGCUACCUGCAGGAAUCCGUAUUUGGGAUAUUGAGCGUGUGAAUAAAGCUUUUGACUGCAGAAAAAUGUGCAGCUCUCGUUGGUACGAGUACCUCCUGCCGACUUAUUCUUUGAUUGCUCCCAAACCCGGAAGUGCUCUUUACAAAGAUAUCGAGGACAGCAAAGCCGAAUUCCCUGGCGUUAUAAGCGAAGAUGAAGAAAGUAAAGUCUUCUGGACCAAGUUUUUCCAGGAUGCUGAGGGUCAGUUCACUCCUGAAGAACUAGAAUGUAUCAAAAACUAUGUUGCUCCACCAAGAGACGAAUUUGACGACACCGAUGACACAUAUCAGCUCGUGAAGCGCUACAAACAGCUCGAAAAUACUCACAGAAGGGCUUAUCGAAUCUCCACAACUAAGCUAGAUACUUUCAGAGACGCAAUGAAACAGUAUGUGGGCCCUCACAACUUUUUCAAUUUCACUUUGGGCAAAGACUUCAAAGAUGCUAGCGCCGUGAGAUUUAUGAAAGAACUGAAAGUUUCGGAGCCUUUUGUGAUUGGAGAGAAAAACACAGAGUGGGUUUCCAUUAAGAUUCAUGGCCAAUCCUUCAUGCUGCAUCAGAUUCGGAAAAUGAUCUCGAUGGCCACUCUUGUCACCCGUUGUUCUUGUCCUACCGAUCGCAUAUUGGACGCGUACAAGCCUCAAAGAAUCAACAUUCCCAAAGCACCUGCUUUAGGGCUCUUACUGGAGUGUCCCGUUUAUGACGGAUACAACAAAAAGCUAAAAGAAUUUGGUUACAAUGGAAUCGACUUCAGCGAGUAUCAAGAAAAAAUGGAUGCCUUUAAGAUGAAAUACAUCUAUGAUAAAAUCUACGAGGAGGAAGUUGCUGAGAACGUUUUCAAUGCUUUCUUCAGCUACAUCGACAACUUCAGUCAAGUUACAGGUGCUCAAAGUGUCAAUGAGCAGCAGACCGGAGAAGAGUCAGCAUCCGAGAACAAGAAUCCUGAAAAUGCGCGCAGAAGCGUUUUCGACUUCCUCACCGCCCGCGGAAUCACUGGAACCACCGAAAAAAACCAAAUUCAAAACGAGAAGGCCAGUUCUCCAACGGUGCCUGCGACCGGUCCACUUUCUGAUUUACCUGAGAGUACACCUAUAGUCGAGUAA
This is a messenger RNA of Lachancea sp. 'fantastica', 1635 nucleotides long. The record is from the annotation of a GenBank genome assembly. Lineage: Eukaryota; Fungi; Ascomycota; Saccharomycetes; Saccharomycetales; Saccharomycetaceae.